AUGUCUCUAGAUGCCCUUUUGGACAACUACGAGGGGCGCGUAGUUCCUCGACGGUUUGUCGCCGGCUUCGUCGUGCUUAGCUAUGCUAUUAGUCUCAUUGGCGCGGGUUCGACUCUUGAACUGAUUAACCGCCGAACAGGGUUCAAGGGUAUCUUCAACAACGCUCUGCUCGUCGGUGCUGCUAUCACAAUGGGAGGCGUGUCUAUUUGGUCUAUGCACUUUGUCGGCAAUAAAGCAAUUUACCUCGGAAACGGCGAACCAGAGUUACAGAUCACCUUCUCUACCCUGUUCACCGUUAUCUCCUUCUUCGUCCCGAUCGUUGUACUGCUGAUUGCCUUUAUCACUAUUGGUACCAGUAAUAUUGUCUCAUGGAUCCGAGUCUCGCUUGGUGGUUUCCUUUGUGGCUCCGCUAUAUGCGGUAUGCAUUAUCUCGGUAAUGCUUCAAUCGAGAACUAUCACUGCAGCUAUAAGAUAGGAUAUAUUGCUGGGUCGGCGAUUAUUGCCAUCGCGGCGAGCAUCAUUGCCCUCUCGGCUUUCUUUGUCUUCCGGUCUGCCUGGGCUAAUUCAUGGUGGAAGAGGCUCCUCUCAGCGCUGCUGCUUGCAGGUGCUGUCUCUGGCAUGCAUUGGUGUGCGGCAUUUGGCACAGAAUAUACUCUGAUCUCCAUUAAGUCUGGCGGUGGUGGUGAGAUGUCACAGGAUGCGACCGCGAUUGUUGUUAUUUGCCUGGCUGUCGGGGCGUGUCUUAUCAUUGCUGGUCUAGCAAUCUUCACAACAAGGAAAAUGAACCAGUCCGCCCGUCGAGCGCAAAAGAUUACCCUUGGUGCUGCCGUCUUUAACAAACAGGGUAUGAUCCUGGUUGAUGCAGACGGCCUUAUCCCUAGUACUAUUAUCACGGACUCAUUUAUGCCGACGAGUGACAAGCAGCCUUUAACCGUCGCACACCCUUACUUCUUGUGGAUGUUCCAGGUCACGAGAAACUGGACCAGCCUGUCUCGUCUUAUGAAGCAAUUUGCCGCCCAGAAAGAACUCAGAAUGAUUAACAAUGAAUCACCGACAGAAGAAGAUGGCAUCCUAUUUCGAAGCAAAUUCUGUCUUGCUGCUAUGAGACUCGCCGAACGUCUGCGCGGUGACCUUUCGUCCGCUGGUAUCCUCUGGGACGAUAUCCUACCAACCGGGCGUCCAAUGCCUUCUACCCUGCCAUUAGAGUCAUUUAACGAACCGGCGAGCCUCAUAUCAACCAGGCUUAGACGAACCGUACAUGAAAAAGAGGCGGCAUUUGAACAGCAGGUGGGACAAGGCUCACUUAUGUUUCUUGUCAGCUGCACCCAGAGUGAGCGUGACGAGGAAAGGUUUGCUAUGGCUGGCUAUCGUUUUGCAGAGGUAGAACAUGUCAGCGGAAUCAUUGCCUCUCGAAUGCAAAUCAAGUCGUUUGGGGUUAGUGACAAACUGCAUCAAAUGGCUGAGUAUAUUAGCCAGGACAAAGAAACGAGUGCUCAUGUCCGUAUGGGCUUGUUCGCCAUCAGAGCUAGCGUUAAUACGUCCGGUUUUGAUGUCCUUGUCAAGACCUCUGCACGCAACAUCCUCCCUUCAGUUAAUCUGUCUAUGUCCAAACUCGAGCCAUGGCAGAUAGCUAUGGUCAGCCGAUUCAAGGGAAUGUCUACCGUUGCUAUACUGCAGGCUUUGGAAGAGAUCACGAUAUCAACCGAAGGAGAGAUGACGUUUAUCAGCCAGCUCCGGGUCGGGAUCAAUACACUACGGGCAUCAAUCCAGGACCCUCUUAUGGAUGACGCGAUUCUCUCCGAGGAAGUAAUUAAUCUCUCUGGCGGGCCACACGACCGAUCAACCCUCGACACAAUGCUCAUAUUCAGAGUUGUUACCCCUAUUCAUUCCGUUAUCAACAACCCAGAUUAUGAGUACAUCCCUCUCAGCCUUUUCAAAACUCAUCAAUUGGUUCAGAUGCAGGAAUCUCAACUGGCAUUUGUUCAGAGCGUACACCAUGAAUUUGGAUCCUUUCUCGGUGAGGCUUCACUAAGCGAGGAAAGACACCGAGAACCACAUGGCCACAAUGUUCUGGCCAAAUUCAGAACCAAAAGCACACAGAUACACAGCAGAGUGGUAGAAGGCGACGAGGAGCAGGUGUUGAGAAGGAAAUCAUCGACUGGAUCAGUCUCGGCCUCGACGAUAAACAUAUACCAAUCACCAGCAGACAGUACAGGAUCUCAGAUUGGCGACAUCCAGCGGAAAGACACUUCACACGACAUGGUUCGAGACCCAAACUUAGCCGCUCCGUCAUUUGGAGGAAUAGUGGUCUUGCAAGAGAUCAGAAUUAAUGUCGAAAAAAGCACCAAUCAAAGGCGGGAGCUGCAGGAUCCUGUGCAUAGCAUGGCAAUCACAAGUCACAUCUCAGCCUCGUCAGAUAUUGAGCUACAGUCACAGACUGAUGACAAGGCAAUAGGCAUUCAAGUGUCACCGACGUCGCCAGGGGUUAGAAGCCAGAAUACAUUUGUCGAUGUGUUAUUCCAGGAUACUAUAGAAAGUCAAGGGUGGAAAAAGUGA
Messenger RNA from Clonostachys byssicola, 2556 nucleotides. NCBI's taxonomy places the organism in Eukaryota, Fungi, Ascomycota, Sordariomycetes, Hypocreales, Bionectriaceae. The record is from the annotation of a GenBank genome assembly.